AUGUCUUACAUUACCUUUGAAAAUCUUAAACCGAUAGUAAAGUUGCCAGAUGAUUGUAUUACUGAUAUUUUUCAAUUUAUUGAUGACAAAUCAACAUUAUAUUCAUGUUUAUUUGUGAAUCGUUUUUUCUUCCAUUUAGCGAUACCAAAAUUAUGGAAUGAUCCAUUCUCUUUUACAAUCCCAACGCAAAGGUUAUCGUUGAUCAUACGAACGUAUAUAAAAUGCCUCCCUCAAGAUCGUAUUAAACAUUUACUUGAUGAAGGUAUCAUCAACACUAAUGGUUCCUCUCCUUCAUCUAUUGAAUAUCAUAAAUACCUAGUUGAGUUCGAAUACAUAAGGAUCAUCUAUUCAAUACAUUGUUGGUGUGUUGAGAAGGAAGAAACGAAAUUGUGUCAGGAAGUUCUCACGAAUGAAAUUUUUGAAAACCUAUUUUUUAAUCAAGUUAAUAAAAUGAGAAAUUUAAUCUUUCACAUUAAUUAUCAUACCAUGUACCUGAUUAAUGAUGAGAAUAUACAAUUUAUUGACAUCACUUCUUAUAGAGGAUCAAGCGACGUGUUAUCACAAAUUCAAGAAUUUGACAUAGAAUACCAUUUUGAGGAAUUUGAUUUUAAUGAAUUUCAAAAUUUUGAUGAAUUGGAACAUUUAAUCUCCCUAACGAAAAAUCUAUUGAAUUCACUUAUCUCACGCAAUAAAACCAUUAAAUGUCUCUGUUUGGAUUAUAAACCAUUCGUCCCAUCAACAGAAUCCAAAGAAAUCAUGAGAAUACUUUCAAACAUAAUUGAACAACAACAAAAUUUGAAGACACUGGACAUAUCGGAUGCCACGGAUUCAUUUGGAUAUAAGAGAUUUUAUAAUUCGCUUAUUUCGCAAUCUAAUUGUUUGACUUUUCUAAGGUUGGAAUUUCAAAUUACGUUGGAUAAUUUCCUUCUCUUAAUGUUUGAGUUGAAAAGUCUGGAAACGAUAGAGUUGCCAAUAGUUCCCUAUGAGGAGCCAAUCAUAAAUGGUAAUCAGGCAAGGGAAAAUAGGAUUACAUUUGAAUCCAUCACAAGGAAUACCGUCAUCAAGUUCAAUCUCAAGAAUAUAUUUUUCUUACCCAAGGAUGGUUACCCGUAUAAUAAAGAUGAUAGCUAUAAAGUGUUGCAGACCUUAUUAGAAUAUUCAAAUAAAACAUUGGAGACGCUGACCUUCUCAUUAUCAAACAACAAAGUUCCUUCUAUGCUUAUAAAUUGUCCAAAUAUAACACAUUUAUCCACGAUCAUUGACAAUAACAAUUUGAUUUCUUGUUUAAAAUUAAUUGUCGACUUACCAAAACUAAAUCAUUUAAAAUUAAAAUAUUCGGAAAAUCUCAUACAGCCCCCUUCUAAAAAUCAAAUAUUCUUUGAUGAAAUCAUCAUUUGGGACUUGAUUUAUCAGAUCCCCACUUCACUGAAGGUAUUGGAAUUUGAUUUUAUGAUUUCAAGUAAGGAGUUGAGAUUCUUCUUAUUGGACAAAUGCAGGGCAUCAUUAAAUGAAAUUACUUUUCAUAAUAAAGAAUUAAUCACUGCUCAGCACUUUAAGGUCUUGACAGAGUAUGCCAAACAAAAGAAAUCAUUGAAGAAAUUUAGAUAUCAUUAUAUAUAUUUAAAUGACGACUUUUAUUUUACCACUGACGAUGAUAUGGAUGAACGAUAUAAUGAAUAUUCUAGUUAUUACGCAUUAGAAGAAUUGGAGAGAUCCAUCCCAAACAUUUCUGAUCCUAUAGAUUUUAUUACUCCUUUCUAUGAAUAUUGA
Messenger RNA from Funneliformis geosporum, 1770 nucleotides. Lineage: Eukaryota; Fungi; Glomeromycota; Glomeromycetes; Glomerales; Glomeraceae. The record is from the annotation of a GenBank genome assembly.